AAGCUGGAGCUGCUAAAAGCAUCAGAACUGGCUAAAGGCAGAGAGGAGCUGACAGACAGCAACUCCUGAGCCUGUGCACCCGGACCGCCACCCGGACACCCCAGUCUAUGGACAUUGCACCCUACCGGAUACCCACAUAGGACCCUACCGGAUACCCACCUACCGGACACCCGCAUACCGGACACCUACCUACCGGACACCCACAUACCGGAUACCCGCCAGGAACUAAAGUCUUAUCGUCUUGGCAUGGACAGAGUCUCCAGCAGCCAACCUCCACCACCCUGUCUGGACAGAUCCCUGUCUGGGAUGGAAUUCUCCCACUUGUAUCCGGUGUUCAAAUCCCGCAAAGGAAUGAAGAGGUGCGACGACGGCGGCGGAAAGGAAACCUACAAACUGCCCCACCGACUUAUCGAGAAGAAGCGCCGAGAUCGCAUCAACGAGUGCAUAGCGCAGCUGAAGGACCUGCUGCCGGAGCACCUCAAACUCACGACUCUGGGACAUCUGGAGAAAGCCGUGGUCCUGGAACUGACCCUCAAACACGUCCAGUCCUUGUCCAACCUGAUAGAGCAGCAGCAGCAACAGAUCCUGAGCCUCCAGGAUGGUUGCUCCUCUGAUGGGAAUCGAUCUUCUGGGGAGGAAAUGUUUCGGUCCGGGUUCCAGUUGUGUGCGGAGGAAGCUCUGAGGUUCCUCAAAGGCGGGGAUAAACGUGAGCUUGUGGCACACCUGCACCGCGUGGCCUCUGAUCUCAGCCACGGCACCCCUGAAACCACCAAAAUCAGCGAGAAGCCCAGUCCUAAAGCCCAAGCCGCCAACUGCGUCCCGGUCAUCUGCCGAGCCGCCCCCCUGAGCUGCGGGGAACAGAGCGGUACGGAUACGGACACUGACAGCGGGUACGGAGGAGAGGCGGACAAGGGGGAGGGAGCUCAGGAACAGGGAGGAGCCCUGAAGGAAGGGAACACCACCCCCAUGGCUCUGGAUAGGCUUAUAAAACAAGAACACGAAGAGAGUCCAAAAAAGAGGCCAAGGAUGGAGGUGACGGAGGACGAAACGCGCUUCGACAACGGUGACCUGUCUGGGAUGGGGCCUUACCCCAAUCACCCACCUUUCUGCCUUCCCUUUUAUUUUAUACCCCCCUCUGCCUCAGCCUAUUUGCCCAUGCUGGAAAAAUGCUGGUACCCCGGGUCUAUGCCAAUGCUGUACCCCAAUUUGGCACAAUCGGGUCUGCUGAACCAAGACCGGAUGGCACUGGUGCACUCCCCAACAUCCAUACCCACCAUGGACUCCUCGGCCCUCUUACAAGCCCUCAAACAGGUGCCAGCGGUAGGUGGGGACACCAAGGACUGACUGUAAGUGGUCACAGAAGCAUCGGUGUGCAGAAAACCGAUCCAAGGACUCCUAGGCCACCAAACAAGACUUGCCGCUUCGAGCGAGGCCGUUUCCGGUAGGUUCUAGGAGUCAGGCAGGUGUCGAGGUGCCACAUCUUGUGGCCGUCGUCGCAGAGUCUGCCCACGUGGUAAAAGUUGGAGUCCUCAAAGAUGUGGAGAGUUCCUUCAGAAGAGCAAAGGAUGGUUGCCGCCACUUCCGAAACCAAAAGAAAUGGUGGCAGCCGAGGACUAACCGGUGAUACCCGACGGGCAGCCGAGGACUAACCAGUGAUACCCGACGGGCAGCCGAGGACUAACCGGUGAUACCCGACGGGCAGCCGGGACUCUUCAUUGGUCUUUUUCUGCUGUAAUUCUCUGAGAUGGUUUGAGGUUCUAAAGGUCACCAAAUCCAGCUUCAUUCCCGGUAAUCCAAGACCUUCAUCCCAGGAUUCCAAGACCUUUUUUCCGGGAUUCCAAGACUUUCAUUCCCGGGUAUCAUAGACCUUCAUUCCUGGGAUUCCAAAACCUUCAUUCCCGGUAAUCCAAGACCUUCAUCCCGGGAUUCCAAGACCUUCAUUCCCGGGAUUCCAAGACCUUCAUCCCGGGAUUCCAAGACCUUCAUCCCGGGAUUCCAAGACCUUCAUUCCCGGGAUUCCAAGACCUUCUCAACCUUGAAGGACCUUUCCUUCAGCACUGAACUUGAAGAGACUUUAAGAAAAAAAAACAUUGAAAAGGGCCCCUGAGGGCAGCUGAGUGGCCCCUGGUGGUGGGGCUGGAGGUUCCAUAAAUUUAUGAUUGCACUUUAAACGUUUUCUCUCCUGGAUUCCCCCCCCCUCCCCCUUCCACGGCUCCAGGAGAGCAGAGUCAGAAAAUAUUUUUCAGAUAAAUAAAUCUAUUUCUUGAA
Rana temporaria (common frog) is the source of this 2268-nucleotide messenger RNA. RefSeq names its product basic helix-loop-helix family member e40 (gene BHLHE40). NCBI's taxonomy places the organism in Eukaryota, Metazoa, Chordata, Amphibia, Anura, Ranidae. The transcript has 5 exons. Gene Ontology annotation, molecular function: RNA polymerase II cis-regulatory region sequence-specific DNA binding; protein dimerization activity; DNA-binding transcription factor activity, RNA polymerase II-specific. Gene Ontology annotation, biological process: anterior/posterior pattern specification; regulation of neurogenesis; regulation of transcription by RNA polymerase II. The coding region runs from base 247 to 1344 and encodes 365 amino acids. Gene Ontology annotation, cellular component: nucleus. The record is from RefSeq and is a predicted model, not a curated record.